AUGCUGCCGACGGGCGGCGGGCGGGUGGAGACGCGCCUGUCGCGGCGGCGGCUGGUGGUUCUGGCCGUCUUCAGCUGCUACUCGCUGGUCAACGCCUUCCAGUGGAUCCAGUACAGCAUCCUCAGCAACGUCUUCGCCGUCUUCUAUGGCGUCUCGUUCACGCAGAUCGACUGGCUCUCCAUGGUCUACAUGGUGGCCUACGUGCCGCUGAUCCUGCCGGCCACCUGGCUGCUGGAUGCCCGAGGUCUGCGUCUCACCGCCCUCCUGGGCUCGGGGCUCAACGCGCUGGGCGCCUGGCUCAAAUGCGGCAGCCUGGCCCCCCAGCGCUACCCCCUAACCCUGGCCGCACAGGCCGUCUGUGCCAUCGCCCAGGUCUUCAUCCUGGGGCUGCCGUCGCGCAUCGCCUCCGUCUGGUUCGGCCCCACCGAGGUCUCCACCGCCUGCGCCGUGGCUGUGCUGGGAAACCAGCUUGGCACUGCAAUUGGGUUUUUAUUGCCACCUGUUCUGGUUCCAAAUACACCUAAUGAUAUUGAUCUUAUGGCACAUAACAUCAGCAUCAUGUUCUAUGGAACAGCAAUAGUGUCCACACUUUUGUUCUUCUUAACAGGAGUUGUGUUUGAAGAAAAGCCCAAAUAUCCUCCUAGUCACUCUCAAGCAGUCCUGCAAACCAAACCUCCUGAGGAUUAUUCCUACAAGCAGUCCAUUACUAACUUGUUCAAAAAUACUCCAUUUCUACUUUUGCUGAUCAGUUAUGGUAUUAUGACUGGGACAUUUUAUUCUGUCUCCACGUUAUUAAACCAGAUGAUAGUAACUCAUUAUGAGGGAGAAGAAGUGAACGCUGGGAGAAUUGGCUUGACACUGGUGGUGGCAGGAAUGGUGGGUUCGAUUAUUUGUGGUUUGUGGCUGGAUUACACUAAAACAUACAAGCAAACUACUUUGAUUGUUUACAUUCUCUCUUUCAUUGGGUUGUUGGUAUUUACCUUCACCCUGGACCUCGGAUACCUUAUAGUAGUGUUCGUGACUGGAGGAGUACUUGGGUUCUUCAUGACUGGCUAUCUUCCACUUGGGUUUGAAUUUGCUGUGGAAAUUACAUACCCAGAGUCUGAAGGCACUUCCUCAGGUCUCCUUAAUGCAUCAGCACAGAUAUUUGGAAUUCUCUUUACACUUGUUCAAGGAAAACUCACAACAGACUACAGUCCUCGUGCAGGAAACCUCUUUCUUUGUGCUUGGAUUUUUGUGGGCAUUAUCUUAACAGCCUUAAUAAAAUCAGAUUUGCGAAGACACAAUGUGAAUUCAGGGAUUAUGAAUUUGGAUGUUAAAGCUGUACCAGUUGACAGUCCUGUAGAACCUGAAAGCACUACGUUAAAAAUUCAGUCAACUUUAUAAAGCUGAAGGAAGGUGACUUAGAAACGCACAAGUUUGGUUGGAUAUGGAACAGUAUGAACUAGUAUAAUCACUGGAUUUGUGUGUAUGAGUAGUAAAAUGUGUUUGUUGAUAUUGGUGGUAGAUGUGUGGUGGAAGCUAUGAAGAUGCUCAGUUCAUUUUGCCCACGAUGCAAACAAUUCAUCUUUGUAUGGAAUAUUUAUUUUAACGGUUUUCAAGUUUUGCAGUUUCACUAGUAAAGAACCGUGUGAACACUCUCCACACUAGGGAGACAUGUACGUUCAGGAUGCAUACUUGACAAAAUCUGGAAUCCUGAAGUACAAUUGUCAUGAUUGGAAGUAUCUAAUCUUCUCUUCUUGCUCAGUCUUUGCUGGUGCGUUUGAAAAGUCAGAGAGUAGGGAGCUGCACAGCAGGAGGAUGUUCACGAGUUCCUUUUUUAUUUUAAAUGUAUCUGUAUUUUAAUAUAAGCCAAUGAUUCCUUCUGGGAAACUGAUAGCACAAUACUGAAAACGAGAGAUGACGUGUAUGUUUCAUACUGGCAUCUGACAUUUCUUUUGCCUUGAAACUUCUUGAUAGGUAUCAGAAGGCAGAUAAGAGAGAACACUGUCUCAUACGUUCAUUGUAACAUUUUUGGGGAGGUUUAAAGAGUUUCCCACUAGAUAAAUUGAAGAAAAAACAUUUCUUAUUAAAUAUAGUAAAAAGGAGGAGAAAGGCCUUUGAUAUCUCUGUUGUGAAGUACAGGCAAUAAGGAACACUACCACAUAGAUUUCCUCCAUGGAAUAUUUUGAGUGCUUUCUCAGUUAAAGCGAGAAGAGUACGUGUUUACAAAGAGCUGGUGCCUUUACUUUGUAAAGAUCUUUGCCUCAUCUUGAGUUUAAUCAGUGCUGCUGAAGAAAUUCCAUUUUGUCUGUUAAACUUUCUCUGAAUAUAUGUGGAAUAUCAGAAAAUGUUUUCUAUCCUUUUUUUGCAUUUAUUUUUCUUUGUUAUGAAUUGUAUCACUUGUCUCGUGAAAUUUUUGUGCUUGUAUAACUUAAAUCAUGUCUUUUGCAGUUUGUUAAAAGCUGUAAGGAUGACUGAAAUGAAAAUAGUGAUAUUUUCA
This is a messenger RNA of Lepidothrix coronata (blue-crowned manakin), 2482 nucleotides long. RefSeq names its product feline leukemia virus subgroup C cellular receptor 1 (gene FLVCR1). Gene Ontology annotation, molecular function: heme transmembrane transporter activity; heme binding. Gene Ontology annotation, cellular component: mitochondrion; membrane. The record is from RefSeq and is a predicted model, not a curated record. Lineage: Eukaryota; Metazoa; Chordata; Aves; Passeriformes; Pipridae. Bases 1 to 1386 code for a protein of 461 amino acids. The transcript is spliced from 10 exons. Gene Ontology annotation, biological process: heme export; erythrocyte differentiation; transmembrane transport.